CCGCUGACCUAUAGGGAAUGGGGCGGUGCUAACGGUUCAUUUCCGGUUGUGGCGCCGGAAGUUCUGGUCUCCGUUGGAAACGAGGCCUAGGAAGGGUCGUGAGGCCAGGCAAGGAUGGGGCGUAGGAAAUCAAAACGGAAGCCUCCACCCAAAAAGAAGAUGACAGGGACACUUGAGACACAGUUUACUUGCCCCUUCUGUAACCAUGAAAAAUCCUGUGAUGUUAAAAUGGAUAGAGCUCGGAAUACUGGAGUGAUAUCAUGUACUGUGUGUCUGGAAGAAUUUCAAACCCCAAUAACAUAUCUUUCAGAACCAGUGGAUGUUUACAGCGAUUGGAUAGAUGCUUGUGAGGCAGCCAAUCAGUAGCAGCAACUGAAGAGGAACUUGCCAGGAAAUAACAACAUUUCUGAACUUGAGCUGGGCUGGAUUGAAUUGGAUGGGGGUUGUCUGUUAUGUCUUGCAUUGCUUACAGAAUGUGCUGAAGUAACAACUGGGGUGGCUGGGAAAUUGUGGUUCUUAUUGUCUCCCCCAUCCAAUAAUCCUGUCCUUUUGUGUGAAUAUUAUUGGAUUGUACCUCUAAAACUAUCAUUUGAACCUCCAAGAAAGAGAAAGGCAAGCACUUUUAUAAAGAGCCUGGCCAUUGGACAUCUUAAUGUCAAUGACUGCUUUGAUCACAGUCCUAUCAAGGAUCCCUCAGUUUAUAGAAUGGGCUUCAAUGAAAGCAUCUUUGUAUCUUGAUACCUGCUGGUAUUACUUGGGAGUGCUAUGCUCCUUGUGUCCAAGGUUAAACUGCCCUGUUUAACUAGCAACCCUACACAGGUGAUAAGAAAUAAUUUACUUCUGGUUUCAUAACAUAGUAUUUUAGUAUCUGGUUGAGUACUAGACUGGAGCACUACAGUAACUUCCUUUGAUAGGCUGUUUGCCAUUAGAAAGGAUCGUAGUGGGUUCUGUUUGUAUUUCCACACUUCCAGGAGAAUGACUCAUUUCCUGCCAAGUUAUUUUUCUGUGCCCAUUUGUGCAUUGGACUCUUCUCCAUUUUCUUGAUACUUGGCAAGUAGAACUCUUUUCCACAAAUUAGUUUGGAGAAACCUGAGUUUGCCUCUGCAUAAAAACCAUGGAUCCACCAAUACGGUGCAAAAAAAUUCUCAACAGUUUGAUUUUACAAUUUCAGAUAGAAACUUUAUAACCUUUGAAGGAAGUGUAGUUUUAAUUUACUUAUUUGAAAGUCGACUUAGUUGCCAAUAAUAUGAAAUUUCUGAGAUUUGAUCCUCUGCACAACUGAGUGAAGGAUGUUGACAAUUCUAAUACAGCACAAAACUUUCAUUCAGGCUUCGUGCCUGGCUGAGAAGUUGUGUCAUCUUCUGACAAAUAGGUGGUGGAUAAUGUGCACAUGUGGAAUUGAACAAUAUGUUGUUCUAGAUCCCUGCCUUCUCCCCUUUCAUUUUGCUUUCGAAUCCUCUUCACUGUAUUUCUAGAUGUGUCGUGAGCAUGCAGUGUGCUUGCUAGAACUGUUCACUCAAUUGCGCGUUUGACUCCUUUUCUCUUACUUACUUUCUGGUGGUCCGAUAAUAGGUCCUUCCAGACAACUUCCACACAUGUAAUUGGCCACAGAGGGGCAAGCAGCGGGAGAGCUACACUUCAGAGCAAGGGGUUGGGUGGGAGUUUCCUUCUGAAUCUGGUUAUCAGGAAUGGGGAAGCAUUUGGCCCGUCCCCUGCUUGGCAGCGAGGAGGCUUUUUAAGAUCUGAACCAAAAGGAAUUCCAUGUUCUUUUUGUGAUUUAUGUGCAUGUCCUUAUAUGUAAAUAAUAUCUGAGAUAACAGAAACUCGCCUCUUGAUUUUAUGUAUUUGAGGAGCUUCUGAGGUAAUUAACAUGCCUUUUAAAUAAAUACUAUAUUAGAAAAGUA
This is a messenger RNA of Pogona vitticeps (central bearded dragon), 1904 nucleotides long. RefSeq names its product elongation factor 1 (gene ELOF1). Gene Ontology annotation, molecular function: RNA polymerase II complex binding. Gene Ontology annotation, biological process: transcription elongation by RNA polymerase II. The record is from RefSeq and is a predicted model, not a curated record. NCBI's taxonomy places the organism in Eukaryota, Metazoa, Chordata, Lepidosauria, Squamata, Agamidae. Gene Ontology annotation, cellular component: transcription elongation factor complex.